AUGGAUGGGCCGGAGAGGAAACACACAUACACGUCUCUCACGAUUAAAGAGGCUAUCUCUAAACUUUUAUCAACUAUCCAAACAAUCGAAUUGCGACAGGGUGUCGAACCAGGUGUCGAACCAAGUAUUAAAUCUCAUGAGGAGAAACGUGUUCGAGAUGCCUUUCGUUUGAUCCACCAACCCCGGCAGCCCAUACGGUCGAAGGCUGAUGAGAGGCGGGAUAAUUAUCGACAUUUUUUAAAGAAAUUAAAUGAUGACGAGCUGGUCGUUGCUUGUGCUCUUGGUCUUGGACAAACGAUUAUUGGAUAUAUGAGAGAACCUCUACGAGUCCGCCUUCCCCUCGAGGUUAAGCAGCAUGAGAGACAAUUGAAAUCCCCACUCCUUCAGAAUCUCGCUCGGAAAUACUCGCCAAAAGCCUUAGGCAACGCAGGUAUUGAGGUAGCACAUGCCAAGGAAGCAUUACAACAACAACAUGAUAUCUCAGACAACGGGCAAAACCAGCCAACACAACCGCAUCAACUGACAGCGCCGAUACCGGUGUCGGACACUCCUGUCGUUCCUUCAGAGAAUUUGCUGCCAUCAUCUCAAUCAGGGGUUCGGGACUUGCAAUCCAGACCGACAGGGAAAGAUAUCUCCGACGUUGAAAGGGAGAAUUCUCAGGAGCUGCGACAAAGUUAG
This is a messenger RNA of Rasamsonia emersonii CBS 393.64, 678 nucleotides long. RefSeq lists its product as uncharacterized. The transcript is spliced from 2 exons. Lineage: Eukaryota; Fungi; Ascomycota; Eurotiomycetes; Eurotiales; Trichocomaceae. Bases 1 to 678 code for a protein of 225 amino acids. The record is from RefSeq and is a predicted model, not a curated record.